AUGAAACAAUAUGCUUAUGAACAACUAGGUGAAAAUAUUCCGGCCUUAUUAAAUCCCAAGGAAACUGCUGGUGGCCUCAUUAAUCCAACCAAACCACCAAAACCAACUGUUGGUCGUCAUUAUGUCGCCUGUAUUUAUGAUGAUUUCAAAGCAAUUGAUUGUUUGAUUGAAAUCAGUCCGAAGGAAAUCGACGAUUUAGUUAAAACUGCCAAUGCUCGACGCAAAUCAGUCAUCUAA
Molecule: messenger RNA, 237 nt
Organism: Rotaria sordida
Lineage: Eukaryota; Metazoa; Rotifera; Eurotatoria; Philodinida; Philodinidae
Source: the annotation of a GenBank genome assembly